Molecule: messenger RNA, 511 nt
Organism: Prunus mume (Japanese apricot)
Lineage: Eukaryota; Viridiplantae; Streptophyta; Magnoliopsida; Rosales; Rosaceae
Source: RefSeq, a predicted model, not a curated record
AUGCAGUUUAUUAUUUUGCAGGAAGUCUUUCCUGACAUCUCAACUAUAUGUUGUAUCUGUGACUGCUUAUAUAUAAAAAAAUCCCAGAAGAACACCACUUUGAAACUUAAUUUUCCACUAUUAGCAUCCACUUUUAACAUUCGUAAUCUGGUAUUGCUAUCAAUUUCUAGGUACCAUAACUUGGAGUAUGUGGAUGAAAGGCAUCGGCAUAGAUAUGAGGUGAACCCAGAUGUUAUUGGAAUUCUUGAAGAAGCGGGCCUAAAAUUUGUAGGGAAGGAUGAGAGUGGAAGACGAAUGGAGAUUUUAGAGCUUCCAAGCCAUCCAUUCUAUGUAGGAGUGCAAUUUCAUCCAGAAUUUAAAUCACGGCCUGGGAAGCCCUCAGCUCUCUUUUUAGGUCUUAUCUUGGCAGCAACAGGGCAGUUGGAAACAUAUCUUGACCAGCAUCCAAAUACAAGUUGACAGCAUUGAGUCGCUGUCUCAAUAUUCCCAGAUAAUUUUUUCAAGGUAGAUU